This is a messenger RNA of Apiotrichum porosum, 4110 nucleotides long. RefSeq names its product Condensin complex subunit (gene YCS4). Bases 1 to 4110 code for a protein of 1369 amino acids. NCBI's taxonomy places the organism in Eukaryota, Fungi, Basidiomycota, Tremellomycetes, Trichosporonales, Trichosporonaceae. Gene Ontology annotation, cellular component: condensed chromosome, centromeric region; nucleus. The transcript is spliced from 5 exons. Gene Ontology annotation, molecular function: histone binding. The record is from RefSeq and is a predicted model, not a curated record. Gene Ontology annotation, biological process: meiotic chromosome condensation; mitotic chromosome condensation; mitotic cell cycle.
AUGUCCGACUACAACCUCCAGGAGGAGCUACUCUCCCUCACAGCCGACCCCUCACUCUACCCCAUCAACAAUGAGCUCGACAUCCCAGACCUGUCCUCUAGUGCUAUUGACGUGCAUCUCUCGAGCGCGAUCGAGGCAGUAGUCAACGACCCCGACUCUAUCCUGCACUCUCCCGGCGAGACACUUGAUGUGUUCACCUCCGUGCUCAAGCACGCCGACGCGCCGGGCGUCGACGGCAACGUGCUCCAGAAGACGCUGGACGCUAUUUGCUCGGGCCUUACCCACCACUCCAACGCCGUCAUGGUCCUUGUCGCCCCCGGCCAAGACGACAUUGACGCGCCGCUCCAGCACAAACAGCAGCUCGAGCAGUGGGCUUUCCUUCUCCAGUGGUUUGUCGCCGUCGCCGAGCGCGGCGCCGGUCGUGCCCCUGGUGAUGAAGCCCCCACCGCCAAGAAGACUAAGAACAAGAAGCGUCCCACCCCCGGUAUGCCCACCUCGUUUGCUUGGGCAGACCACCUGCCGCUCGUACUCGGCACCAUGCACCGCACCCUCCGCGUCCCGACGUCGCGUAUCUGGCGCACCUCGUCAGAGCGUGAGGCAUUCGUCUCGUGCUUUACAAAGUCGGUGUACCAGCUCGCCGAGGUUGAGGCAUACCUCAAGGUCCAGGAGACUCGGCUCGGCAUGUACAAGGUCAUCUGCCUGGCUGUCAAGUUCCAUGGUCACGCGUUUGGUGCCCAGACCUCGAUUGUCCAGAACCUCACCUACUUUGAGCACCUGUCCGAGCCAAUGGCCGAGCUCCUCGCCAUUCUCGAAAAGGAGUUUGACUACCCUCAACUUGCCGAAGAGGUUCUGCGUGACGUUGCAGGCAAGACAUUCUCGCAUAGUGACGCCAAGGGACCUCGUUCCUUUUCACGAUUCCUCGUCCGACUCGCCGAGCUCUCGCCCCGUGUCGUCGGCAAGCAGAUGCCCCUUUUGCUUGCUCACCUCGACAGUGAGGCCCACCCCAUGCGCAUGGCCAUCAUUGAGAUUAUCGGUCUCCUCAUCCGUGAUCUUGCCAUGUCCGAGGAAGGAGAGGACGAGCAAAAGACCAAACAGAUCAAGGGCUUUUUCGACCUACUCUUUGAGCGUUACCUGGACCUCAACUCUUACGUUCGCUCCAAGGUCCUCACCACCUUGACCAAGCUCUGCGAUCUCCCUGUUAAGUUCCCCAAGCAGCGUUCCAAGAUUGCCAAUCUCACUAUCCGGACGCUCGAAGACAAGACAUCGUCCGCCCGUCGCUACUCGAUCCAGCUUCUCUGCAAGCUCCUCGAGACCCACCCCUUCGGUGCCCUCCACGGUGGUACACUCAACCUCCCCGAGUGGCAGGAGCGCUACGACAAGGUCUGCGCUGAGCUCGAAAAGGUCGACACUCAUGAGAUGGAGACUGCUCGUCGCGAUGCGGGAAUGGACGAUGACGAGGACAAGGAGGAUGAAGAGGAUGACGAGGAGGACAAGGAGGACAAGGAGGACAAGGAGGACAAGGAGGAGGAGGGCGAGGACGACGACGACGAUGAAGAGGAUGAGGAGGAGGAGGAAGAGGGUGCGGCAGAUGGUGAUGAGGAAGCCGAAGACGGCGACCGGACUCAGGGCUCAAUCAAGAAGACCCAAAAGUCCAAGAAGGCCAAGAAGAGCCGCAAGCCUCGUCCCUCGCAGCUCGACGUGGCCGCCAUCGAGGCUGAGCAGUCGUCCAUGGACCCCCAAGCGAUCAUGCGCCUGCGCCUCACCAAGAAGUACUACUCGGACGCUCUGCGUUUUAUCAACCAGAUCGAGUCUGCCAUCCCCACCCUUUGCCAGCUCCUCGUCUCGACCAACAAGACCGAGGUACUCGAGUCGAUGCGCUUCUUCCGCACCGCCUACGAAUACAACAUUGCAUCGGCUGAGCAGGGCAUCAAGACCAUGCUCCACCUCAUCUGGACCAAGGACAACAAUGCCACCACCGACGAGGGCAUGGAUGGUCGCUCUAUCCGUGGUAACCUCAUCGACGUCUACCGGUCCCUCUAUUUUGACGUCGUUCCCGACCUUGCCCCUAAGCAGCAGGUCAACCGUAUCGCCAAGAACAUGAUUGAGCGUACCUAUGGCGCCACCCUUGCCGAGCUCACCUCACUCGAGGAGAUGAUGCGCACUAUGAUGGUCGACGGUGGCGUCCACCCCGACGUUGUCAACAAGCUGUGGCAGGUUUACAGCACCGAGCAGGAGAUUCCCAAGCCUCAGCGCCAGGGAGCCAUCAUUAUCCUCGGCAUGCUUGCCCUGGCCAAGCGUGAGGUCGUCACCGAGCGUGUCGACUCGCUCCUCAAGAUUGGUCUCGGCCCCCACGGUAUGAACGACUUGGUGCUCGCUCGCUACACCUGUAUCGCGCUCCAGCGUCUCGGUGGCAGCGCCAAGAAGGUCAAGGGUUCGCUCCAGGAUAAGACCAUGCGUCUUCCAAUGGAUAACCCCGUGUUCCUCAAGCUCGAGAACAUUAUCAAGAUCUCGUCUCGAUCUCCCCAGUGGUUUGGUAUGGCCGAGCAGGCCAUCAACACCAUUUACCUUCUUGGACAGCAGCCCGACGCUCUCUGUGGCUCAAUCAUCAAGGACCUCACGGCCAAGGUGUUUGCUACCAAGGCUCCGGUUGCUGCCUCGCAGACGAGCGAGAACGUCGACGACGAGUCUCAGCAGGAUGCCCCACCAUCGCCCUCCCCUCAGGUUCGGACGCACUCGCGCACUUCGUCCCAGACCUCGUCGAUGCAGGUCGAAGCCACCCCUGCCGAGCCCAAGCCUGACGAGGUCAGCGCGUUCGCCCUUGCCGAGCUCCUGUUUGUCGUUGGUCACGUUGCCCUCAAGCACAUCGUCUACCUGGAGCUCGUUGAGCGCGAGUUCAAGCGCCGCAAGGACGAAAAGGCCAAGGAAAAGGCUGCCGCCAAGCCGGGAGACAAGGACGGCAAUGACCUCGACGCCGUGGCCGGUAACGCCGAGGACGACAUUGGCGACCUCAUUGCCAACAUUCGCGAGCGCGAGCUGCUGUACGGCGACAAAAGCCUGUUGUCUGUCUAUGGUCCCCUGAUUGUCGCAAUUUGUGCCAGCCCCAAGCGCUACAGGUUGCCAACUCUGCGCCAAUCGGCCAUCCUUGCUCUGACCAAGUUUAUGUGUGUCUCGGCUCAGUUCUGCGAGGCGCACCUGCUCCUCCUGUUCAAGAUCCUCGAGACCAGUCGCGACCCUGUGGUCAGGAGUAACAUUGUCAUUGCCCUCGGCGACAUUGCAGUCUGCUGGGGCAGCAUGAUCGACGACAACUCUGAGCGCCUGUACCAGGGCCUCACCGACCCCGACCCGAUUGUCAAGAAGAACACGCUAAUGGUGCUCACCCACCUUAUCUUGAACGGCAUGAUCAAGGUCAAGGGCCAACUCGGCGAGAUGGCCAAGUCCCUCGAGGACCCGGACCAGCGCAUCUCCGACCUUGCCAAGCUCUUCUUCACCGAGCUCAGCACAAAGGACAAUGCCCUGUACAACAACCUGCAAGACGUUAUCUCGCACCUGUCCAUUGGCACCCACGCCGUCGACGAGGAGGCGUUCGAGCGGACCAUGCGCUUCAUCUUUACGUUUAUCGAAAAGGAGAAGCAGGCCGAGGCUAUUGUCGAAAAGCUCUGUCAGCGUUUCCGUCUCGCCACCGAGGAACGUCAGUGGCGCGACAUUUCGUUCUGUCUCUCGCUCCUGCCCUUCAAGUCGGAGCGCUCGAUGAAGAAGCUCAUCGAGGGUCUGCCGUUCUACCAGGACAAGCUGCACGAGGAGACCGUCUUCCGCCGCUUCAGCGAGAUUCUUGCAAAGGCCCGUUCCAACAAGAGCGCGGGCAAGCCCGAGACCGAGCUCAAAGAGUUCGAGGCCAUUCUCACCGAACACCAGGCCAAGGGACUCGAGGAACAGGCGCUCGAGGCCGACGUUCUCAAGAAGACCAAGGCGGCCAAGCGCCGCGCUGCACGACGAAUGGGUGGUGGCGCGGCACCCCAGGUUGCUGCCGAGCGCGUCGAGCGGCCACAACGCAGCGGUCGGGGGACUGGUAGGAGACGCGUGGUCGAGAGCGACGAGGAUGACGACGAGUAG